Molecule: messenger RNA, 2102 nt
Organism: Dioscorea cayenensis subsp. rotundata (Guinea yam)
Lineage: Eukaryota; Viridiplantae; Streptophyta; Magnoliopsida; Dioscoreales; Dioscoreaceae
Product: CTL-like protein DDB_G0274487
Exons: 3
Coding region: 132-1751 (539 amino acids)
Biological process (GO): transmembrane transport
Cellular component (GO): membrane
Molecular function (GO): transmembrane transporter activity
Source: RefSeq, a predicted model, not a curated record
ACGGAAAAGACCAUACCACCCUCACUUUCCCAGUGACCUUCCAAAUCCAUUCUGGUAAUUUCGCAUCACCCUUACAAACACCCUUCCACUUUGGUCAUCUCCACCAACUCGUCAUCACCACCGCUCGAUCAAUGGUCACCACCGACGAAUCUCAGCCGUCCAUCCUCACCGCCCCUCUUCUUCCCUCCACCUCUGCCUCCACCUCCAUCUCCGGCGCCGUUUCGAGCUCCGGCGCCGUCUCCGAUGAUGAUGACCACUUCCCUCCCAUCUCCUUCAACCAUGGCCGCCGCCCAAUCCGCGACAUCCCCGCCUUCAUCCUCUUCCUCCUCCUCUCCCUCGCCACGCUCUCCCUCGGCAUCGUCGCCCUCAUCCGCCGCAACCCCUCCUUCUCCCAUUCCCACUCCUUUGUCUUCGAUCCCAUCUCCUCCUCCUGCGUCCCCUCUCGCCGUCUCUCCAACUCCUUCCUCCUCUCCGGCUCCCCUUUCUUCAAGGAUCUCCUCGUCGUCCUCAUCCUCACUUUCCUCCUCAGCCUCCCCAUCGUCCUCUUCUUGCUCUGGCUUCUCAAGCAUUUCGCCAAGCAGGUGAUCUACGCUUGCAUUCCCUUCUUCAUCAUCAUCCCCACCUUCCUCAAUGUCUACUGGUUCGUUUCCUGCACCGUCUCCUCCUCCUGCCGUUCCGGCUUUCCCCUUGCCUACCGCGUGCUGGUCCUCAUCUUCGUGUUUCUUCUUGUUAUGAUCAUUCUCUGGAUCAUCGUUGCUAACUGGAAUCGUGUGGAGCUCACUGUGCACAUAGUUAGGGUUGCGGCUGAUGCUUUGUUUCAUAAUCUCGCAUUGUUUUUGGUGCUGCCGGGGUUGACUGUGGGGUUCUUGAUCAAUGUUGGAUUGGUUUCCGUGUUCUUGGUGUUUGCGAGGUUUAAUGGGAGCAUUGAGCCGAUGGUUGGGGCGGAUGGGAAGUAUUACUGUGAGUGGCGGCAGGAGGGGUGGGUGCCGGCGUACUUUGCGCUGGCGAUUGUGACAUUGGUCUGGACGGCGGCUUCAAUGGUGGAGGCGCAGGUGUUUGUGAUUAGUGGCACGAUUGCACAGUGGUAUUUCUGCAAGGAAGGUGUGAAACCUAGGAGGAGUAUAAGGACAUCUUUGAGAAAUGCCUUUGGCCCUUCUUUUGGCACAGUUUGUUUCUCAGGGAUGAUCAUGGGUGCUGUUCGUGUUAUCCGUGCGAUUGUAGAUAGUGCAAAAAGAGAAGGCAUUGCGCCAGGAAUUGUAAAUUUCAUAACGCAGUGUUGUGCUAAAGUACUGCUCUCUGCCUGUGACUUUGUCAACAAGUUUACAAUCAUCUUUACUGCAAUAACGGGCGAGGGCUAUUGUUCUUCUGCGAAGAUGACAUAUGAGCUUCUCAAGAGAAACCUCCUAUCUGCUGUUUUUGUUGAGACAGUUUCCACACGUGUAUUGGUUGGAAUCAUUUUUGUCCUCUCAACCUUGUAUGCAAUUGUGGUUUGUGCGAUUCUGAAGGCAGUAAGUGAUCUGAAUGGAGAAAUUUAUCUUGUUGCCCUAUUCGCAUGGCUGCUACUCAUUAUCCUGUUGGGUUUCUUUGUUCACGUGUUGGACAAUGUGAUCGAUACUGUUUAUGUAUGUUAUGCAAUUGAUCGUGACAAAGGUGAAGUGUGCAAACAAGAUGUCCAUGAAGUAUAUGUGCAACUUCCUCUCAGUAGGAACCACAGACCCACCCUCAACCCAAGAAGUACAUUGCUUGUAUGACAACCUGUUUUUCCAUUGUUAUAUCAUUAGAUGCUAAGUUCCUCUGUCUAGAAAUGGCAUGACACAUCUGUAUUUCAAGCUCUCUAGGAAUAACCUUGUUCUUGGCCUAAAUUAAUUUAUCCAACCCUUAGCUUAUUAUUACCCCUUGGAACCUAGUAGAUUACACUAUACCUUAAUUUCAGUUUUGUGUAAAAUGAUGGAUUUCUGUAAUCUUUGUGUACAAUAACCGAAGAAUGAUACCUGGUUUCUUGUCUUGUAUGUGGGGAAGCUGUGUGGGCUUCCAUUUGUAUAUUGGUCUCUAGAUUGAUUAAGGGAGUAUUAAUUUUAUAAAGUCGUUUGUGUUUUGUUGUA